Mobula hypostoma (lesser devil ray) is the source of this 7744-nucleotide messenger RNA. Its product is annotated as protein strawberry notch homolog 2-like. Gene Ontology annotation, cellular component: nucleus. The transcript has 32 exons. The record is from RefSeq and is a predicted model, not a curated record. Gene Ontology annotation, biological process: regulation of DNA-templated transcription. The coding region runs from base 390 to 4337 and encodes 1315 amino acids. NCBI's taxonomy places the organism in Eukaryota, Metazoa, Chordata, Chondrichthyes, Myliobatiformes, Myliobatidae. Gene Ontology annotation, molecular function: histone binding; chromatin DNA binding.
CGUGCAGGAAGUGCAGGGAGGCCGCCGCCGGGACGCAAACAUCGCUCACCUUAAGGAUUAAACCUGUCGGAUUCUCCUUUACUCCACGGACAGGUCAGCUUUGGGAAUAAAAUGAAAAGCAGUUAGCGGCGGGGAGGUGGAAGGGAGCGACAGCCGCCGUCGCCACCGAAACCGGCAUCCCCGUCACUCGAGCCCCGGGCUGUGGUAGGCCUCUGGUUACGUUCGAGCCCUCCGCCUCCCGGCAGCUAACAGCCCCAAAGGACGGGAAACAGAAAGUUAAGGAAAUGGUGUGCCAAGACUGUUGCAGAUAAAAUCUGUGUGGCCUUCGUUCCUUGUCUCUGGUACUACACACAUUUAGAACUGUACAACAUGCAGCUGGAUAGUGCCUAAUGCUUGAAGUGCUUUGUGUCAUGGACGGGCCGAAUUACCAGCAGAACCAUCAAACUGACACUGCAAUGUAUGGUCUGCAAAAUAUCCCAGCCCAGUUCUGCCCUUCAGAGAAUCAACUACUGCAUUCUAACUUCGAUCUAUGGAACCAUUUUGUAUACCCCUCUUCAGCAUUUCCUUCUGCACCAUCUCCACAUGAUACCCGGCAGUUAAUUAGUUCAUCAAAUGAAGCAUAUUCAGAUGCCUUUUCCAUUAAUGGUCAAAACUAUGAAGAUCCAAGUUUGGAACCGUUAAAUAUGUGUAUGUUCCAAACUAGAAAUGGUGAACAAAUGCAGGAUAUAAGUUACAUUGAUGAUAGUGUCCUUUUCUCCUCACCUGAAUCACUGCCUGAUAUAGCCGAUACUGAUGAUUUUAAUCUUGAUGUUCUUACUCCGAGCCUUUGGGACGCAAGGCUUGAGCUUCCCCUUCCACCUCCAACUCAGUCAUUUUCAAAUCACCUGCAAAUCAGCAAUGGCUUGACACAUUCUUUUCAGACAUCAAUACAGCUGGAAGAAGAAGAAGAAUCUGAUGAGGAGCCUGAGGAAUUGGGGCAUGCAGAAACAUAUGCAGACUAUGUACCUUCCAAAUCUAAAAUUGGAAUUAACCACCCAGACAGGGUGGUUGAAACAAGUACACUGUCUAGUGUACCACCUCCAAACAUCAGAUACACCCUUCACCUUCCUCCAGCGACAAUUUCAAAUGGCGCACUGUCUGCACUACAACUAGAAGCAAUCAUCUAUGCAUGUCAGCAACAUGAAAUCUUGUUGGAAAAUAACCAUCGUGCAGGGUUUCUUAUUGGUGAUGGGGCUGGUGUCGGAAAAGGAAGAACUGUGGCUGGCAUCAUUUAUGAAAAUUACAUAAGGGGCAGAAAGAAAUCAUUGUGGUUCAGUGUCUCCAAUGAUCUGAAAUAUGAUGCUGAACGUGAUCUUAGAGAUAUCGCUGCAAAAAUUCCAGUGCAUGCUCUCAACAAGAUAAAGUAUGGUGAUACAGCUACUUCAGAAGGUGUUUUGUUUGCAACCUACUCGGCACUAAUUGGUGAAAGUCAAGCUGGUGGCCAACAUAGAACAAGGCUAAAGCAGAUUCUGGAUUGGUGUGGAGAACACUUUGAUGGAGUUAUCGUAUUUGACGAAUGUCACAAAGCAAAAAAUGUCUGUUUGAAUGGCAGUACCAAGUCCACAAAAACAGGUCUGGCUGUCCUGGAGCUUCAAAACAGACUUCCAUACGCAAGAGUCGUUUAUGCCAGUGCAACAGGUGCCUCAGAGCCAAAGAACAUGGCUUAUAUGUGCCGUUUAGGUAUUUGGGGAGAAGGCACACCAUUCCGUCAGUUUGAGGAUUUUCUCCGCGCUAUUGAGAAGCGUGGUGUUGGUGCAAUGGAAAUUGUUGCUAUGGAUAUGAAAGUUAGUGGCAUGUAUAUUGCAAGGCAACUGAGCUUCGCUGGAGUGACAUUCAGAAUAGAAGAAAUACCUCUUGAUGAAAAUUUCAAACUUGUAUACAACAAAGCAGCUGUGCUGUGGGCUGAAGCAAUGAAUGUAUUUCAACAUGCAGCAGAACUAAUUGGCUUGGAGUCCAGAAAAUCUCUGUGGGGGCAGUUUUGGUCUGCACAUCAACGCUUCUUCAAGUAUCUGUGUAUUGCUGCUAAAGUUAGACGUUUAGUAGAAAUAGGCAGGCUUGAGCAGCAGAAAGGCAAGUGCAUUGUUAUAGGACUGCAGUCCACGGGUGAAGCUCGGACACGAGAAGUACUUGAUGAGAAUGAUGGCCAUCUUAACCAAUUUGUAUCUGCUGCAGAAGGCGUCUUUAAGUCACUAAUUCAGAAGCACUUUCCUUCAACAAAGCGAAAGAAAGAAAAGGGAGCUGGAAUAAAAAGGAAACGAAAGCAACGAGGCCGGCCCUCGAAACAAGUUAGAAGUGUUCAGGAUUGUGUCUACUUGUCAAAAAGUAGCGACGACAGCAGCUGUGAUUCUGACCUUGAGACUGACAGUGAUUUAAACUCAUCACCUGCAUCUGCCAUAGAGAUAUCUGAAGAGAAUGAUGUCAUUUCUAUGGAUCCUCCCUUAAAUGGUUUUCUGUCUACGGAAAAAGCAGCAACACUAGAAUUUGUAGAAAAAAUGAAAGGAGAUCUGCUGGCAAAGGUGGAAGUACUAGGAAAAGAACUACCUCUAAAUACACUGGAUGAACUGAUUGACUUGUUUGGUGGACCUGAGCAUGUGGCUGAGAUGACUGGAAGAAAGGGGCGUGUUGUUCGCAAGUCAGAUGGCUCUGUUUGCUAUGAGUCCAGAGCAGAACAAAACUUGUCCAUUGACCACGUGAAUUUAAAGGAGAAGGAGCGAUUUAUGGAUGGGGAUAAGUUGGUAGCUAUCAUCUCUGAAGCAGCCAGUUCAGGAAUUUCACUGCAGGCUGACAAAAGAAUAAAGAACCAACGAAGGAGAGUACAUAUGACCCUGGAAUUGCCUUGGAGUGCAGAUCGCGCUAUCCAACAGUUUGGUCGUACUCACAGGUCAAAUCAAGUAUCUGCUCCAGAAUAUAUAUUUCUCAUCUCUGAGCUUGCAGGAGAAAGGAGAUUUGCCUCCAUUGUUGCAAAGCGCUUAGAGAGUCUGGGUGCUUUGACUCAUGGUGAUCGGAGGGCAACAGAAUCCAGAGACCUUAGCAAAUAUAACUUUGAUAACAAGUAUGGAACCAAGGCAUUGGAUAAGGUGAUUAAAACCAUAUUAGGUCAGGUUGAAAGUGAAGUACAACCACCACAUGAUUAUGUUGGAGGCCCUAAAAUUUUCAUCGAAGACAUGAGGGUUGGAUUGAUGGCUGUUGGAGUAUUCUGCAAAGAAAACCGCUAUGGAUAUGUAAAUGUGGAAAAAGACUGCAGUAUCUCAAAGUUCCUGAAUCGGAUUCUUGGUCUCGAGGUUCACAAGCAAAAUGCACUUUUUCAAUAUUUUACCGACACAUUUGACUUUCUUAUUGAGAAGGACAAAAAAGAAGGAAAAUACGACAUGGGAAUUCUAGAUCUAGCUCCAGGUGUGGAAGAGAUAUAUGAGGAACGGCAAGAAGUAUUCCUUACACCAGGACAUCCACAGGAUGGGCAAGUGGUUCUUUAUAAGAUAAGUGUGGAUAGAGGCAUGCCAUGGGAAGAAGCUUAUCAGAAGUCCCUCACCUUGACUGGAGAUAAUGAUGGCUUUUACAUUUCACACAGGCUCAGGGGAAACGAGCCUUUUGCACUUUUGGCUGAGCAGAUUAAUGUAAAAUCUUACGUGUUGUAUAAACCAAAUAUUGGAAAACAAACGCAACUAGAAAGCUUUGAUAACUUGCGAAGGAAAUACAAAAGAGUCAAUCCAGAAGAGGCCAAAGAAUUUUGGGAAAGCCUGUAUAAUUUUGCCUUCCAGAAAUGCUGCCAUUCAACUUUGAAUAGGAAGUGUAAGAUAGUGCAACAGGGGAAGGAGUGUUUUCAAGGCAUGCGGCUACGUCAUUACUACAUGUUGUGUGGAGCUCUAUUACGGGUUUGGAACAAAGUUGGAAACAUUAUGUCUGAUGUUACGAAUUCCAGUCACUUACAAAUUGUUCGUCUCAAAACCAAGGAGCAAAAAAAGCAAGUUGGUAUAAAGAUUCCUGAAGCCUGUGUCUACAACGUCAUUGAAGAGCUAAAGAAAAUGGAUUUUGCAGUAAAGAAAAAGCAGGAGGAGAGCAGACUGGCAAGCCAAGUACUGCAGAUGUAUCAGAAUGAACCAGCAGACAGUUUAGCUCCAACACAGUCCUUUAACAGCGGUGGUCAAAUCUUACCAGAUACUUUUGACCCUGUCCGCGUUUUACAGGAGUUGUUAGGGUUUGAUUACGGUCAAUACGGAGAACAGGAACAGAUGCCAACUCAAGAUAGACAAAGCGUUAUUCAGUAUGGGCAACCAUCACAUAUCUGGGAAGCUGGCUGAAUUGCAAGAGCCCGGCAUGCUGCUAUGCUAAAGUGCCUGUCGCCAGUCAAAACCCUACGUAUCCUAUUGACGUGCAGGCUGAAAAUUGACUAUGUCAUAGAUUUUCCCUUCAGUGAUACUGCCUACAGAAAGACCACAACUGGGACACAAAUGCAUUCUUCAAUCAUGUGAGCCUUGAAGGUACAUCUCUUCAACCUUUGAAUUUUUGACAUGACAUUAUCAAGAGCUGACAUGUUUCUUCACUUCUCGUCCCCUCCUGCGCGUUGGUACUGUUCGGUGCACUUGCUCGAUGGCAUGUGUCCAAGGGAUGAGUCCUCAGCAGGGAAUUUGCACAGUUAAAAAUCUAUGAGAAGGGAGAAUUGUACAAAAACUAACAGAUAAUAGGGGAUUCAGUGGUUGAAAAUAAAGUUUGUCCCAACCCAGUGAAAAGGAAAGGCGGCCUUCCCAGCACUUGCCGUUUGGGAAGUGCCUGGAAAAGCUGUGUUUCUGAGGAACAGUACCAUUUUCUCUGCUGUCAAAUAACUGCUGUUCUGCACAUCUUUUACAUAACACUUUUCUAAGGGGCUUAAAUAAGCACUUAACAGCAGUGUAAUUAGUGUGUUAUUCAUGUAGUAUUAUGCUUUAACAAAGUACAACAUUGCAAUGUACAACUAUAUGACUGUAAAUAUAAACUCCAUUAUCUUUUACAAAGAUCACAAAAGGUUUUAUACCACAAUUAGUCUGGAAACUGGUGGUAUUUUUCAUAUCACCACAUUUAUCAUAAAGAUUGUAAAUUUUGUUUCUAAAUUAUAUAUUUUAAGCAUGUAAUAUAAAUAUAUGUUGUGGAAGUCAGCAAGGCGUGAUAAAUAUCUCAAAGUUAUGGACUCUCCCUGACCUGUAGAUAUUAGUCAUAUCACUUGCUGACUCUGACAUAAGAUGUUCAGCUGUAAUGAAACAACUAUGCAAUAGCUUACAGAAAGUGCUGGUUAAAGUCUUGUUAUCUGCUUACAUAUGUUCCCCUUGAAAUACUUACUUUAAUGUCAAGAAAUCAGUCUUGUGUAGACCCACUCCAGAUGAAUGGAAGUUUACAGCCCAUAGAUGUGCUUUUGGGAUUUGCAAGAUUAUAGUGGGUUUGUUUUCUGUAUCUUACUCCAAGUGGGACAAAUUAACUUAUGGUGAGAGACGGCUUUUUGAUUGAAAAUUAAAUUGUCAAGAAUCUGAGUUCUAGCAGAAUGGGGAAUCUUUUAACUUGUUUUUACUCCUCUUCAAAUUAGAGCAAGAUUUUAUGUUAUUUAAUUUACUUAUUUUAUCUAUUGCAUCCUUUAAUCAAACAGCUCUUGGCUGUACUGUCUUGAUCAGAGAAAUGCCAUAGAAAGUUCUUUGUUAUCUUUCUCUCCUCACUGGCAGUGCCACCAUAGAGCUCAUCAGAUGUUUUAAAUUCACAGACUCUAAGAUGGAAGAUUUUUUUUAAUAUAAGAUGAAAUCUGUUGCUCAGGUUAUUGUAUCAGUAUUGGUAUUGUAAACCUACCAAUCCAUUUGGAGUGACCCAAAGACUAGUUUUAUGAAAGUCAGGUACCUUGCCUCAUAUAAAAAGUUCCUUCACUGUUCAGCCAUUCAAAACUAAGGAGUAAUCAUCGGGAGGAAGAAGCAUUUCUCGACAUUAGUAAUUCUUGUGUUGACUUAAAUCAAACACUUAAAGCACUUGCUCAGGUACAGUGAAAUUAUGAUCUAGUAGGUAUGGACUGGAAGGACAUAAACUCAAAAUUGUAGAUUUAAAUCCAUCUGACACAACAUUAGCACCAUAGCUGCCUACAAUUUUUCAGUAAAACUGACAUUUUGUACAUGAAAUACUCUACAAAUGGAACUCAAACCUGUGUUACAUAAUUCAAACUAUAUGGUAAAAAUGCAAGGAUUACAGUGAAACAAUUGAUCCAACUCGCUCCUCUUUGAUUACUUCAGAGUUCUAAUGGAUGUAAAUUCAGGCAAACAGAAACUUUUUCUUUGAAGCAUAUUAAACACAUCAUGGUAGUAGUACUGUUUAAGAAAGACUUGGAUGUUGGAUGAGACCAAAACCAUUUGCGGAUGGGAUAUCCAGAGUGAAUAGUGAUCUUUAACUGUCAACCAACAAAAGUGACAAAUGUGAACCCCUUGUUUCACUAUGCGGGAGAGUUGUGUGUCAUAGCUCUUCUCCUGUCAACAACAUCUAUUACACAUAACUUAAUAAUUGGAAGUAAUGUUACUUGGUCAAGAAAAGCUCAUUAGACAAGUUGAUUAGAAGAUGAACCAUCAAAUUAGAUUUGGUUGUAUUUGUCCGUAGUUGAUACUAAGUUCACUAUUUAAUGGAUCAAAAACAUCUGACCUAUUUAAUAAAUUAUAAGCAUAAAGCCCAGAACAUCAUUGCCAGCAUCCUGAAUGCUUCAAUGCACUUUGAAGCUUGACAUUAGUCAGUCAACAGCCAACAUACCUGCUCACAUCUGCAUUUUAACAUACAGAAAGGAACGUCUAAUACAGGUGAUGUGCGCAUUGGCAGGAUCAAGAUGGUGAAAGAGGGAAGAUGUAUGUAAUGUUUUCUGACUAGAAGCACCCAACAUUAAAAGUUCCAUUAGGUAAUUGUUGACUAAUUUUUAAAAAAUAUCAGGGACUGCUGUAAAGCUUAAAAACUGCUUUAAUCUGCCAUUAGAAUUUUGGAUGCACUAGAUUAUUAGAAUCCAGAGAAUAUUGUUAUUGUGGCCUCACAUUACUACUCUCAUUGAGUACUCUAACUAAGAUAGGACACAUACCAAAGUAUUCACCAUCUUUUAAAUUACCUGCUAUAAAAUCUCUUUGCCUCAGGAACUGAUCCAAUGGCCCUUUUCUAUCUUUUUUUUAUCAGGGUUGUCUGCAUGAAUUGAGAUUCAUGUUGCUUUUUGUUCGUUAAACAGUAGAUUUUGACUUUUUUACAUAAAUUAUUUUGUUAACCAAUAUGGUUCUAUUGAUUGUAGCUAUUGUAUAUGCUGUGGGUAUCUGUAAACAAUGCAAGCACUUUUGCCUACUUACAACUUACUGGGUUGUCUUUGUUUUCUAUUUGUAUUUAUAAAUGUAGGAAAUGAAGCAGUAUAUAUGUAAAAAUAUCAAAAUGUGCCUUAAACUAAUUAUUCUUAAUUUUCUACUUUCAAGGAAGGAAUAUAGUAGCAUGCUUUCAUUUUUAUGAUAAAUAAUAAAAACUACAAUUAUCUUUUUUUACAACUUGCAUUUCACUGUCUCCAAAUAUGUGCUUGUUGGCAAUAACUUUUCUGUAAUGUUUUAAAAGAAUGUCUACCAGAUAUAUAACAGUUGCUUUUCUAGUACCAGUACCUUGCCAAAUCCCACAAGACAGUUGCACUACACAUCUAUGUAACCAAACUAAACGUCCUCAUUUUUUAAAAAAUGGUAUUACUGUAUAGCAUAAA